This is a messenger RNA of Trichoderma harzianum CBS 226.95, 1562 nucleotides long. RefSeq lists its product as hypothetical. Bases 64 to 1494 code for a protein of 476 amino acids. NCBI's taxonomy places the organism in Eukaryota, Fungi, Ascomycota, Sordariomycetes, Hypocreales, Hypocreaceae. Gene Ontology annotation, biological process: protein phosphorylation. The transcript has a single exon. Gene Ontology annotation, molecular function: ATP binding; protein kinase activity. The record is from RefSeq and is a predicted model, not a curated record.
CUCGAUUUCUUUACUGUUUGCAAAGAUCUCACGAUUCACAUCUAUGCCCGUUAUUAUUUAACAAUGGAAAUCUCUACGACACUCAUCUCCGGGAACGAAGAUGAGACUGCAGUGUUUGCAGAGAGCUACUGUGGCGAUCUUUCUUUAGCCUUUAGAUUCAAUCUGGACAUCUCCCAGCCGCUCAGCACCAGCAGCCGCAUAGUAGCCUGCUUUCACGAGAUCGAGGUGGACGACGAGAAGAGGACGUUUUCGGACCGAGAAUCCAUGCGCCAAGGAAUAUACGAUUUAAUAUCGCACGUUUGGCCCCUUUGCGCAUCAAACCCUUCAAUCCGCCUUCCGGAUGUCAUUGUGGACAUCCAGCAGGAUGAUCUCGGUGAAACGACUUUCAGAAUCUCCCACGAGAGUGUCUUUCGAGAGUAUCUCGCAAGUCUUUGGCCUGUUUCAUCCAUCAAAGAUGCUCUUAUCCCACAAGCUCGUACGACCGAACCGUACUAUAUAUCACUUGGGUCUCUACAGUUUUCCGAUACAUUAGGUGGGCGCGGAGGGACAACUGUCACGCAUUUGAAAGAUCAGAAGGAUGGCCAAGCAUACGUCUAUAAAGGACUAAGCUUUCGCUUGUUCCUGGAAGGCGAUACAGAGUAUAAAUCCGAGCGAGAUACGUUCUAUCGUGAACUCGGGGUCGUCUACUCUCUACCUAGCCAUCCAAAUAUCAUGCGUGCUCCGCCCUUACUGGUGACCACUGGGCCACCUCAAUCCGCAAAUCAUGGCAUUGCGGAAAAAGACCGCCUCGUGUGCGGAACGUUGUAUCCGUUUCUCGAGCGCCAAUCAUUGCAAGAGGUAAUCAGCCAAAGCAAUGAAAAUCACUCAACCCUCCCUCUGACAGCAAAGGCAAAGUGGGCGUGUCAAAUUUCAUCAGCAAUGGCGACUGUGCAUUCAUCAGGGCAGUACCAUAUGGAUUUAAAGCCAAGCAAUAUGCUUCUGAACAACAAUAAUGAUGUCAUUAUAAUCGACUGGGAGCAAUGUGGUGCGUCUCCCUUCUUCCUUGCACCGGAAGCGGACGGCUCAUGGGACGUAGAGGUCGUCAUAAACACCGAGCCAGCCGAGGUGUGGAAGACAAACCCCGGGAAACAAAUGAUGGUUUAUCGAAAGUUCAUAGGCCCCCUACGUGAUGAUUUUGGGAUUUUGCCAAGGCGGAAUGUAUUCCAAUUGUGGCAGCUUGAAUGCCGAAGAGCGUUGGAGGCUGCAGAGGUCUACAGUUUAGGGUGGAGUUUGUGGGUGAUCCUUGAGCAGAGCGAGGAUGUGUGGACUUACGACAGGAGACAGCCAGAGGCAAAGGAAGUUGCGUGGACUCAAAGAAGUGAGAGUGUCCCAGAAGUAUGGAAGGUUUUUGUUUCUCGAUGCAUGAGCCUAGAUCCAAACAAGCGGCCUACAUUCGAGCAGGGAGAAAAGUUUUGGGGACAAGAAUGGCAGAAGCUUGAGGGGCAGACGAAGUAGAUUUCACGAUAAAAAAUGCAAUUUAGUACCUGGCGUUAUUCUAAACCAUAUGAAAAGCUACAGCUUGC